GACAAUUAUCACAAAUAUUGCUACAGACACAACCCUGAAAUCAAUUGCAACAAACAAGCUGAUCAAGCUAAACUAAUUGAAAUUCAGAAAAAUUUGGAAUCUUUGGAUCACAAUGACAAACAAAACAUUUCUCACAUUUGGUCAAUCUUUUCUGCUGCUCCAUCUAAGCAGAAAAAUCUAAUUUUACAAGGAAUUCUUUCAAUGUGCUGCUUCUAUCAAUUGAGUUACAUCAGCGAAGAAAUUUCAAAUCUAAUCAAAAUCGACUUUAUUUCAACCUUACCAGUCCAAAUCUCCUUGAAAAUUCUAUCCUAUCUCGACUGCGCUUCUCUUUGCAACGCUGCUCAAGUCUCCAAAAACUGGAAAAGAUUAGCUGAUGACGACCAAGUUUGGCACCAUAUGUGUAAACAGCACAUCGAUAGAAAAUGCCCCAACUGUGGAUGGGGUUUGCCUUUAAUGCAUAUGAAAAGAGCAAGACAAUAUGACCAAGUGCAAUAUGUCUCAAACAACCAACAGCUCCAAAAAAAUCCUCUUUCAUCCCAAAACUCUCCAAAGAUCACUGAACUCAACAACGACUCUUUAAAGACAAGACCUUGGAAAACUGUCUACUCUGAAAGAUUUAAAGUCGAAAGAAACUGGAGAAAGGGUAUCUUCAAAAUAAAAGAAUUCAGAGGCCAUCAAGAUGGUAUUCUAUCUUUGCAAUUAAACCACAAAAUUUUAAUCACUGGCUCUUAUGACUCAACAGUCAAAAUUUGGGAUAUUAAAUCUGGCAAAUUAAUCAGAACUCUAAUUGGUCACAAUAAAGGUGUUAGGUGUCUAAAAUUCGACGAUUCAAAACUAAUCACUGGCUCUCUAGAUUCAACCAUAAAAGUUUGGAAUUAUCAUUUGGGUACUUGCAUCUCAACUUAUAGAGGUCAUACUGACUCAAUCUUAUCCAUAGAUUCCUAUAAAAAUAAAAUUAUUGUCAGUGGUUCCGCAGAUUGCACUAUAAAAGUCUGGCAUGUUGAAACAAGAAUCUGCCAUACACUAAGAGGUCAUACUGAUUUUGUCAACUGUGUUAAGAUCCAUCCUGCUUCAAAUACAAUCUUCAGUUGUAGCGAUGAUACAACCAUAAGAAUUUGGGAUUUAAAGACAAAUAACUGUAUAAAAGUAUUCCAAGGUGGCUUACGUGGCCAUAUCGGUCAAGUUCAAACUGUUAUACCCUUAACCAUCAAAGAUAAUAUCACCGAGGACAAACCAGACAGUGAGGGUGAAGACGAUGACUCAAAAUCUUCUUCUCAAUUUUCAGUCGACAGCACUUUCAAUAAUAGGAACAGAUUGCAAAUUGAUAAUAUUAACAAUAGUAUUGUUGAUAAUGAUAUGAGCGAAAGCAGUGAUGAAAGCGAAAAUAAUGAUAUUGUUGAUACGGUUAUCCCCAAAGAAUUUCUUGAUAAACUUCCAAGCCAUAUGCUAACUUCUUCUUUAGAUAAUACAAUUAAAUUGUGGGAUUUUAAAGCUAACAACGGAAAGGGAAAAUGUGUUAGAACCCAAUUUGGUCAUCUUGAAGGAGUCUGGUCAAUCGCUGCUGAUACAUUUAGAAUCGUUAGUGGAGCUCAUGAUCGAUUGGUUAAAGUCUGGGAUCUACAAUCUGGUAAAUGCAUGCAUACAUUAACUGGACAUACUCAAAGUGUUACAUGUGUGGAUUUAAGUGAUAGUAGAUUGGCAAGUGGUGAUGAAGCAGGUGUUGUUAGAAUGUAUUGUUUUGAU
This is a messenger RNA of Ascoidea rubescens DSM 1968, 1743 nucleotides long. It is a transcript of the gene MET30, whose product is annotated as ubiquitin-binding SDF ubiquitin ligase complex subunit MET30. Lineage: Eukaryota; Fungi; Ascomycota; Saccharomycetes; Ascoideales; Ascoideaceae. The annotation marks the transcript as partial. The record is from RefSeq and is a predicted model, not a curated record. Gene Ontology annotation, molecular function: protein binding. The transcript is spliced from 2 exons.